This is a messenger RNA of Patiria miniata (bat star), 1445 nucleotides long. It is a transcript of the gene nit1, whose product is annotated as deaminated glutathione amidase-like. Bases 271 to 1305 code for a protein of 344 amino acids. NCBI's taxonomy places the organism in Eukaryota, Metazoa, Echinodermata, Asteroidea, Valvatida, Asterinidae. The transcript is spliced from 7 exons. Gene Ontology annotation, molecular function: hydrolase activity, acting on carbon-nitrogen (but not peptide) bonds, in linear amides. The record is from RefSeq and is a predicted model, not a curated record.
UUAAUCAAACCUUUAAUCCAUAUGACAAGGGGAGCAGCAAAUGAAGAAGGCGGUAAAUGCUUCGCAGACAUGUCACUGUCAUGACUGUUGGCAGCAGUAGCCGGCCUUCCCUGCGCUGACAGCUGGAUACAAAAUCGUGAAUUGUUUCUUCAGUGUUCUUAAUGUGUACGUACGUUAGGUACGUCAUGUACAUUUUCAUCCAAGUAAUAAUAUGAUGAUGCUUCCAAAAUAUUUGCACAGUCAAAAUAAUCGUCUUCGUUGUAAACUGCUAUGCUGCUCAAGUCUCUACACCACGUCCUCUGCAAAACCUUGUGUUCAUCUGUUCGUCCAAACUUCAUCGUCAAAGGUCCUCGUCCAAACUCCAUCAUCUGCCAGCACCGACAGGCGAGGGCGCUAUUCACAAUGGAAGAGGUUGAGAAGGGCUUUCGGGAGGAUGUCAACCUGGCAGCCGUGUGCCAGAUGACGGCUACGGAAGACAAAGAUGCCAAUUUCCGAGCUGGUUCCUACCUGGUUCAGCGAGCUGCCAAGAUGGGUGCUAAGAUGGUGUUCUUGCCCGAGGGUGUGGACUAUAUCGCCUCUUCGGCAGAGAAGUCAGCCAGCAUGGCUGAGCCACUCAACGGCAAAAUGGUGACUGGCUACGCUGAGCUGUGCAGACAGUACGGUGUGUGGAUAUCACUGGGUGGGGUCCAUGAAAUGGGACCAGUACAGCCAGUCGGCGAUAAAAUCUACUGCGCCCACGUUCUUCUCAAUCCAGAGGGGGAAAUUGCAUCCGUGUAUCGCAAAGCGCAUCUGUUCCAAGCGCAGAUAGAAGGCCGCAUGAACCUACAAGAGUCCAGUUAUGUUCUCCAUGGCGAGCACAUGAGCAAAGUUGUGGACACUCCCCUGGGCAAAGUAGCGCCAAUGGUUUGUUACGAUGUACGGUUUCCUGAAAUGUCCACGGCCCUGACCCAGCAAGGAGCAGAGAUUCUCACCUACCCGUCAGCAUUCACACAGCUCACAGGAAUGGCACACUGGGAGGUGCUACUACGCAGCAGAGCCAUAGAGAACCAGUGUUAUGUAAUUGCAGCCGCACAAACGGGUAAACAUCAUGAGAAGAGGGCUUCAUAUGGCCGGGCUAUGAUUGUGGAUCCGUGGGGCUGCAUUGUCGCCUGUUGCCAUGACGGCCUGGAUGUUGCCGUGGCCGAUAUCGACCUGAGUUAUCUGCGCAGAGUCCGCACUGAGAUGCCCGUCAUGCAGCAUCGAAGGCACGACCUGUGUGGACGCUUGGAGGGAAGCAGCAGUAAGACCAAUGAUGACGACUGCUGACAAUAAUAUAUGCAGUUACCAUGUCAAUGAUGGGAGUUGGAUAUCAUCACACAAACAUAGCAAAGAGCGUGUGCUAAACAUGCAGGACUUUUGCAUAUGUUUGUCUAAGGCCAAAAAAAAAAAAUAGUCGGUCUCUGGUC